AUGUGUCUCGCUGAAGAUGGAUCAUCUUCGCCGCAGGAGGCUGUGUCGCCUCGUUCGCCUUGGAUGAAGCUCUUAAAACGUCAGAGCUCUAAGCCGAAGCUUCCACGGAAGGUGACUAGCUCAACGCGAGUUAAUCUUAACAAGUGCUGGUCAAAACUUGGAGAACUGAUCUCCAAUUCAUCGCCUCGCACUGACCUGCCAUCGCAAAAGACUGCAUAUCCUGAAGAACCUCUGCUAGUAUCGUUUUCUGAGUUCUUCUAUCCUGUCGAUCCGGUCAAACCGGUAGCUGUUGAAGACAGUGACAACACUGAAAACCAAAACAUCCUUAACUCCAGUAGAUACGAGUUCAUCUCUGAGGAGCUGGAGAUUAAUGACAACAUGGCGAACGAAGUUCGGGAAAUCUGCUACUCGGCGACCAAGACCAAUUGUUUCGUAUGUAAAUUCUGUUACUAA
Molecule: messenger RNA, 453 nt
Organism: Parnassius apollo (apollo)
Lineage: Eukaryota; Metazoa; Arthropoda; Insecta; Lepidoptera; Papilionidae
Source: the annotation of a GenBank genome assembly